Triticum dicoccoides is the source of this 1032-nucleotide messenger RNA. Its product is annotated as callose synthase 7-like. Gene Ontology annotation, biological process: (1->3)-beta-D-glucan biosynthetic process. The annotation marks the transcript as partial. The record is from RefSeq and is a predicted model, not a curated record. Gene Ontology annotation, cellular component: plasma membrane; 1,3-beta-D-glucan synthase complex. The transcript has 3 exons. Gene Ontology annotation, molecular function: 1,3-beta-D-glucan synthase activity. Lineage: Eukaryota; Viridiplantae; Streptophyta; Magnoliopsida; Poales; Poaceae.
CUUACAGUCUAUGUAUUUUUGUAUGGGAGGUUAUAUCUCGUCUUGAGUGGUCUGGAAAAGUCUAUUUUGCUGGAUCCACGUAUUCAGGAGAAUAUCGAGCCUCUUCAAAAUGUGCUCGCUUCACAGUCAGUUUUCCAGCUUGGUUUGCUGCUUGUCCUCCCAAUGGUCGUGGAAGUGGGCUUAGAGAAGGGAUUUCGCACAGCAUUAGGAGAGUUCAUCAUCAUGCAGCUUCAGCUGGCCUCUGUGUUCUUCACAUUCCAGCUUGGCACCAAAACACACUACUACGGGCGGACAAUUCUCCAUGGUGGCGCCAAAUACAUACCUACAGGACGUGGGUUUGUUGUGUACCAUGCAAAGUUUGCUGAAAAUUAUCGCAUGUACUCCCGAAGCCACUUUGUUAAAGGACUUGAGCUGUUAAUACUUCUGGUUGUAUAUCUAGCCUAUGGAAGGUCGUACCGCACCAACUCGAGCUUGUACCUAUUUGUCACCUUCUCCAUAUGGUUCAUGGUGGCAUCUUGGCUGUUUGCACCAUUUAUCUUCAAUCCAUCAUGCUUUGAGUGGCAGAAGACGGUUGAUGACUGGACAGAUUGGAGGAAGUGGAUGGGUAACCGUGGGGGUAUCGGUAUGUCUGGAGAUCAAAGCUGGGAGGCUUGGUGGAGAAGUGAGCAGGCGCACCUCAGGAAAACCAGUGUUCGUGCUCUCAUCUUGGAAAUCCUCAUGUCUCUUCGUUUCUUGAUCUACCAGUAUGGUAUUGUGUAUCAUCUCAAAAUUGCACGCCACAACACAAGCAUUCUGGUGUAUGGGUUGUCAUGGCUGGUUAUGCUGACGGUUCUAAUAGUAUUGAAGAUGGUUUCCAUAGGACGGCAGAAAUUUGGGACAGAUCUUCAGCUUAUGUUCCGCAUCAUCAAGGGCAUUCUCUUUCUUGGCUUUGUCACUGUGAUGGCGGUCCUAUUUGCUAUAGGCGGCCUAACAAUUACUGAUGUAUUGGCUUGUACUCUCGGGUUCCUACCAACUGGUUGGUGUAUUCUUCUG